Molecule: messenger RNA, 2012 nt
Organism: Lagopus muta (rock ptarmigan)
Lineage: Eukaryota; Metazoa; Chordata; Aves; Galliformes; Phasianidae
Gene: PM20D2
Product: peptidase M20 domain containing 2
Exons: 7
Coding region: 102-1421 (439 amino acids)
Molecular function (GO): dipeptidase activity
Source: RefSeq, a predicted model, not a curated record
CGGCACUGCUCGCUUUACACGCCGGCUGUCAGGUGCGGGCUGAGGAACCGCGAGGGUCGGUGAGCGCGCCGGUCGGCAGGUGACUCUCGGGGCGCCCCGCCAUGGGACCGCAGGACUCGGUGUUGGAGGAGCUGAAGCGGCGGGCGUGCGAGAGCGUGGAGCUGAACGCGGCGCGGCUGGGCGAGCUGAGCCGCAGCAUCUGGCGGCGGCCCGAGCUGGCCUACCAGGAGCACCACGCGCACGACGCCAUGACCGGUUUUUUCUCUGGCGGGGAGCUGCCGGGCGCCGCCUGGGCCGUGCGGCCCCGCUACAAGCUGGACACGGCCUUCCGAGCCGAGUGGGGCACGGCCGACCCCCCGCGGGGUCCCCGUCCGCUCCACGUCGCCUUCCUGUGCGAGUACGACGCGCUGCCCGGCAUCGGCCACGCGUGCGGCCACAACCUCAUCGCCGAGGUGGGGGCGGCCGCCGCGCUGGGUCUCAAGGCCGCCCUGGAGAGCCUGCCGCAGCCCGCGCCCGUCGCCGUGCAGGUCACGGUGCUGGGCACCCCCGCCGAGGAGCAGGGAGGAGGCAAGAUCGACCUGAUCAACGCCGGGGCGUUUGACGGCUUGGACGUGGUCUUCAUGGCUCACCCCUCGCAGGAAAACGCGGCUUAUCUGCCCGAUGUGGCUGAGCACGACGUGACUGUGAAAUACUAUGGAAAAGCUUCUCAUGCUGCUGCUUAUCCUUGGGAAGGAGUUAAUGCAUUAGAUGCUGCUGUUCUUGCAUACAACAAUCUGUCUGUUUUAAGACAGCAAAUGAAACCCACCUGGAGAGUUCAUGGUGUUAUAAAAAAUGGUGGUGUGAAACCUAAUAUCAUUCCUUCUUACACUGAAAUGGAGUUUUACUUGCGCGCCCCUUCAAUUAAAGAUCUUUCUGUUCUGACAGAGAAGGUUGAGGACUGCUUCAAAGCUGCAGCACUGGCCACAGGAUGCAAAGUGGAAAUAAAAGGGGGUAAAAAUGAUUACUACAAUGUGCUUCCAAAUAAAAGUCUGCAGAAGAUUUACAAGGAGAAUGGAAAGAAGCUUGGAAUAGAAUUUAUAUCAGAAGACUGCGUUUUGAAUGGUUUGUCAGGUUCCACAGAUUUUGGAAAUGUUACCUUUGUAGUCCCUGGGCUUCAUCCUUAUUUUUAUAUUGGUUCUGAUGCCUUGAAUCACACUGAGCAAUACACAGAAGCUGCAGGCUCACAGAAUGCCCAGUUCUAUGCUUUGCGCACAGCAAAAGCUUUGGCUAUGACAGCAUUGGAUGUCAUUUUCAAUCCAGAUCUACUUGAACAAGUUAGAGAAGACUUCAGACAAAUGAAGCUGAAAGAAGAGGGACAUCUAAAUCAAGCAGAAACUGACAGAAAGCCUGGUGCUGGUAUAGGAGCAUGUGCCUCACGCUAAACCUUAUUAAACCUCUCUCAGUAGGGUUGAUUCAAUGGGGACACUUUGAAUGUCAGUCAGGCCUGGGGUAGACAAGUAGCUGAAGAAACACUGACUUGAGGAGAAUCAAAUAAUAACAUUGCUUUUAAAAAUGCACACUUUCCUGUAGCUGUAAUAUUUGCUGUACUCAGUAUGGUGGUGAAUUUCGGAGAGACCUCAGAUACGUUGUGUGCAAGUUGAGUAAAUGGUAGCAUUUAGAUCUCUUAAGAGAUUCUCUUUUGCUAUUGAGGUAUCCCUUAUGGAGCAUACAGCACUUACAUGGAAACUUCUGAAAUAAGCAUUAUUCACUCUGAUCACAGGCUGAUUCUGACCUACAAGGCCAGUUCCCUUGUCUUGGAACAAGGCAAACUUAAAACCUGAGAUGAUUUCACUGGAGGGAAGGAAUAUUUGGAAACAGGCCUGUUUUUGAUGGUAGCAGCUUCUAGCAGUGGAAGAGAACUGUUUAUGUAGAGACAAGACCUGUUAAGUUUGACUGUUCUGAAAUGUACUGACCAUCCUUCUGAUAAAUUUUAGAGGUGUUAUUUAGUCCUCCAAAAAAAAAAAACCCAAAAA